Messenger RNA from Paramecium octaurelia, 1012 nucleotides. The record is from the annotation of a GenBank genome assembly. NCBI's taxonomy places the organism in Eukaryota, Ciliophora, Oligohymenophorea, Peniculida, Parameciidae.
AUGAAAUACUAUUAUCAGAUUAUAUUGAUUAUAAUCCUAGUAACUGAAUAAAUAAAGGGAGAAUCAUUGUAUUAAUAUAUAAAAGGCAAAAAGAAGUUAACUGAAGUUGAGUCCAUUGAAAUCUUACUUAAACUUACUAUUGCACUCUAAGCAGUGCAUAGUAUAGGCUAUGUUCAUUGAGAUAUUAAAUUGGAAAAUGCAUUAAUCGAUAAAGAUAAUAUAAAACUAAUUGAUUUUGGCUUUACUGAAAAAAUAUUGAGAGAUAGAUUAUAGAAUGGAUAAGGCACAGCUGGAUACAUUGCACCAUAAAUAUUUGUGAGAUAGCCAUAUUAAGAAAUUGGUGAUGUAUUUAGUUUAGGAGUAAUCUUUUUGAUUAUUUAGGAUUUGCAAUUUCAUUCUUUAAAAUAUAGAAUAAAUUUAUAUAAUAUUUUUUAUCGUAUCCGGAAGAGCACCUUUUCGAUCAAAUACAUAUGAUGGAUUAUUGAAAUUGAAUUAGGAAUGCUAAAUUGAUUUUUCUGAAUCCAGAUUUCUUGAGAUCAGUUAUAAAAGUAUUUGUUUAUUGAAGGCUAUGUUAUAAGAACAACCAGAAAAUAGAAUCAAUAUUUAAGACUUAUUGGCUCAAUUAUAAGUUUAUAAUCUAUUUUCCCAUUCCCCUAAUGUUGUUUCAACAUAAUCCAUUAUUGAGGGUUCCUUAGGAAUAAGUGUUAAUCAUUUAUAAUCAAUAACACUCUAAAAUCUUUUUAUUAAUAAAGCUAAAAUUCUGCAAGUGAAAGUUCAAGUCAAUUUUCAGGACAUCUGUAAAAACAGAAGUAAAGAAGAUUUAAAAGUUAAAGUAUGGAUAAAAAAGGAUAAUUCCCAAAAUAGUCCUGAUUCAAACCAUCACUAAAGUAUGUUUAUAAUUACCUUUUUUGAUUUUCAUUUGAAUUUCAGCAAAAUAAAUAAAAUUAAAUAUCAAAAUCUUCUUUACUAUAUUAGAUGGAUAUGGAAUUAAUUAAGUAAUUAAGAGAAUUGA